UAAUUUCACAAAAGGAUUAUUAGGCUGAGUGAAGAAGUAUAAUGUUUGAACUACAAUAUUCAAAUCAUUUGAGUAGGGUUAGAGUAUUAUUAUAUGGCAUGUAAUAAAGCAAACAUGGCGAAACAUUUGCGGAUUUUGGUUACCACCAUGUUUGUUGUCCUUUCGGUGGAUGCAUUCAAUACUUGCAGUAAUGGUAUCCGUUGCGCUCAACCUUUAUUCAACUGUUGUCAUAACAACGAAUCUGAUUAUUAUUGCUGUUCUGAUAAUGAGUUCAUAUAUAAUAACACAUACGACACAAGCUCUCCAGUUACAACUACAGAUACAAUAAACAUACACUGUCAAGAUGGGUAUCCAUGUGUAGCAGCAGGGACAUGGUGUCGUUACUGCUGUGAAACGUGGAACAUCACUGAAAAUACUCCUGCCAAUCCUAAUAACGGAAGCUUAAGACAGUGUUCUAAAUUUACACUCAGCACCUGUUGUCAAGAGUCAGAAGUGAUUUCUUGCUUUGGCGGUAUAAGUGUUAGCAUCGGUAUUAUAUUUGCAAUUGUAUGUCCAUCCCUUCUGUUCAUCACCGGCAUCGUACUCUUUGCGGUCUUCAGACGGUACAAAUGUCGAUGUGUUAAUCGAACAAAAACCGGUCAGCCGCAGACGUGGAAAAGUCAAGGAUGCCAAUUCCAACCGACUUAUCCAACACAAAUUGAUCAACAGCUUCACGGUAAAUUCCAUGAACAAGGCAUUCAGCGAGACAAUCCGCCUCCGUACACGGCGUACGAAGAGGGCCCACCACCAUAUACAUCAAUCACAGAUGCAACUGUGUCAGUAGAUGAGAAUGUUUCUGUAUAAUAAACUCAUAAUUUUUGUCU
This is a messenger RNA of Anneissia japonica, 863 nucleotides long. RefSeq lists its product as uncharacterized. The record is from RefSeq and is a predicted model, not a curated record. Lineage: Eukaryota; Metazoa; Echinodermata; Crinoidea; Comatulida; Comatulidae. Bases 94 to 843 code for a protein of 249 amino acids. The transcript is spliced from 6 exons.